Molecule: messenger RNA, 1651 nt
Organism: Blastomyces gilchristii SLH14081
Lineage: Eukaryota; Fungi; Ascomycota; Eurotiomycetes; Onygenales; Ajellomycetaceae
Exons: 1
Coding region: 608-886 (92 amino acids)
Source: RefSeq, a predicted model, not a curated record
GUGAUAGCAAGCAGGGAUAGGGAUAGGGAAUCAAAAAAUAGAAAACCCUUGACCUGAACGAGGCAAAGCUGCAAAUCAAGUCGGUUGUUGGCUGCUGAUGGGCGUUCAGUCGAGUCAUGCGUGCAGAUGUUGUAACGGCUAGGUGUUUUACGUGAGUUGACUUCCCGGUUAGAAUAUUAAUUGAUGAUAAAAAAUAUCUUCGGAUGUCUAUGGGUGGAUGCCAUGCAGAGGGAAGCUGGGAACAAGCAUGAAGAGAUAUGAGUGAUUUAUUUGAGUACAGUACCCAGCUACAUUAACACGUUAUAAAAGGAGCAUUGAGCUUUUUAUUUACUUUGUUUUAAUUUAUUUUAUAUUUCCCAAAAAUAACUACCAUCGAACGUUUGAGGAAGGGUACACUUUAUUAACUCUAUCUUCAUCAAAUGAAACCCUCCCGGCUUACAGACUACAUCAAUUCGUUCCCGAAUACUCCGUAUCCAUCCUCCCCACGCAUUGGCCUGCCUAACGAGCGGAUGCAGAAGACCGGGGGAAGGAUUAUUAUUUAAAACGAGAACAAUGGGGCUAAACCCCUUUCACCGAAAGGUCGCUGAGAUGCCCAGCCAUCACGGCCAUGACAGCCCUGCAGGAUCGCAUCGCCAAUCCUACCCUAUGUACGAUUAGUGUCUUGGGAUUCCUUCACGGCGGUCUGGAUUUCGUGCUAGGCACCGCGACCUGGUCCAAAUCGGAUCAUCACAUGGCCCCGAAUGUGCCGGAACUUGAAGGAUGCCAUGUCCCAACCCCAGGAUCCUGGCGAUUUGGUAGUUGGGUUGGUAGUCGGGGCGUCGGCACUGGCGCGGGCCCCCAUUUAUCCCCUUUGGCGGUUGGGAUAAAGGACCCAUAUAGGCACUAGCAGUAGCUUGGUAGCUGAAGCUGGCAAAACCCUGCUAACAGUACGGAGUAUUCUGGAGGAAGUCAAGGAAGACAAUCUAGCUCCAGUCAAGGCCCUUCCUCUUUCUCAUCAGCAGCGAUAACACCGCAGUGGAAAAGGGGCCCAGAGAGUGAUCGACCGCUCUCUCGACCAGAACAUGUCAUAUUUUCUGCUUUCUUUUUUCUUUCUUUCUUUCUUUCUUUUCUUUCUUUUUCUUUUUUUGCUUUUUUUUAAAUCGGAUGGCGCUGACGAGGGCGAUCUACUGCGCGACGUCAGUGGGGACUGACUGUACAGCGUAUGUCGAUUUCUUUCUUUCUUUUUUUUCAAAUCGCAGGAUCGGCAAGAAGAUUCUGGAAGAAAUAGUUACUCCCGCGACGGCUGAAAGCCGUUUCGGCAACACAAGUUACCCUUGUUUAGUAUACUCCGUCCAAUGCUUGGGACUUACAUCAGUCGAGGUAUCUUCGACCACUGCACCGGUUUCUUAAGAGCAGAAAUAGCUUAAGCACUGCUGGAAGAAAGGCUAACCCAAAAGGUCCAAUAAAUAAAAUAAGAAAAAGAUAUAUGGGAACUGGUGAACGAUGGACUUUCUAUGGCCAUUGGUAAAGACAAUUCUAUGUGUAAAUAGAAGUGUCUGGACGUACCUUUGUAGCAAACAUGUACGGAGUAAGCGUGUUCAACAUACGAGUUAUGAACGCUAGCUACCUAGUUGCCUACCUAAGUAUCUAUUGAUUCCCUAUUCUAUGGUUG